Messenger RNA from Toxotes jaculatrix (banded archerfish), 1240 nucleotides. RefSeq names its product biogenesis of lysosomal organelles complex-1, subunit 3 (gene bloc1s3). The record is from RefSeq and is a predicted model, not a curated record. NCBI's taxonomy places the organism in Eukaryota, Metazoa, Chordata, Actinopteri, Toxotidae. The coding region runs from base 65 to 667 and encodes 200 amino acids. Gene Ontology annotation, cellular component: BLOC-1 complex. The transcript is spliced from 5 exons.
GUUGUAAAACAAGCUACUUCCUAAAUGCUCAUGUGAUUUGUGUUUUUGACUUCACGAAGAAGUCAUGUCCAGCAGGUACCAGAUAGUGGUGCAGGGCGAGGCGUCUGAGACAGACUCUGAUGAUGAAGUUUACAUCACUUCCCUGUCUGUUUCACAAACUGCCUCAGUUGGAGCCAAGGUUCCCGGGGAGGCAUCUGAAACGGACAGUGAGGGUGAGGAGGAGGAGGAGCAGGCGGACCGAGCCUCUGGAAUGAGCCAGGAGAGCGCUCAGAUACUCCGGAGAGACCUGCCUCCUCUUAUUGUAGUCAGAGACCAUCCUGAUAUGCAGUCCAUAGUGGAAGACAGGCCAAGCCCCACACACAGGCCACACGGUGACACCCUUUUGCAACAGAAGCUGCGGGAGUCUAACAGCCGGCUGUAUCAUGACGUGUUACAGACGCUACGGCAGGUUUAUGGCGGUGCCAGCAGGGAGGUACGCAGUGCAACAGCUCAGCUGAAUACGUCGCAGAGCGCCAUCAUCAACACUUCUCACAGCAUCAGAUUAAUUCUGGAUGACCUGAAGGCUGUGUCCGAGAAGAUUGACAUUAUCACCAGCUGUCAAAUACUACCUGAUAUUAACAUAAGUGAUCCAAAUAAUUAUACUGCUCCUACUGCCCCUGCACCUUAAAGAAACAAAUCAAUAAUGUUUUGACAUCAUGAUGGGUAUAUUUUCAAUGAAUAACAGAGAGUAGAGCUCAAGCUGUAAAAAGCAUAUUGGCUUUGCUUCAGUGUUCACCAACAAUACCUAUGCAUAUGAACAACUACUUAUAUUUAAAAGUCACAUACAAUAUACUGUAUGUGUUCAUCUGAGAAGUAAUGUCUGUUCCUGCGUCUGGAGCUCAGGUGAUAUUGCUGUAAAGAGCAGGAGUCAAGGAAAAAAAACAAGCUCUGUCAUCUCAUGUUUUGCACCUCUCUACCAGGGUUACAUUUUGGUGUUUAUUUUACAUAGGAAUUUAUUGACAAUAUCCAUUUUUUUCCUGCACUACUUUGUAAAUAUUAACAUAACAUAAUAUCUUGAACUGAGCUAUUUUUUGUAUGUAAUAUUAUGUUCUAUCAUUGUUUUUUUUGUAGUCCUCAGUGAUUGGCCAAGGACAUAGAGAUGUUCACGUUUUCCACGCUAUAACUUUAAUUUUAGUUUCUUUUUUCCCCGUGUGUGUUAACAUAACUUGUAAAAUAAAAUUAACUCUAUAGUAUAAGUUGA